Molecule: messenger RNA, 1074 nt
Organism: Erythranthe guttata (spotted monkey flower)
Lineage: Eukaryota; Viridiplantae; Streptophyta; Magnoliopsida; Lamiales; Phrymaceae
Product: phosphoenolpyruvate carboxylase kinase 1
Biological process (GO): protein phosphorylation
Molecular function (GO): protein kinase activity; ATP binding
Source: RefSeq, a predicted model, not a curated record
CCCGUCUCUCUCUCUCUAUAAAUAAACCCCAACCUUCGGAAAUCUCUCGCACAUCAACAAAGUCAAAAAAACAUAUCAUGUGCGAUAGCCUAAAUCGAGACUAUCAGUUGUGCGAAGAGCUCGGCCGCGGCCGAUUCGGCGUCGUCUACCGCUGCUACUCCGCCGCCGCCGGCGAAUCAUUCGCCUGUAAAUCCAUCUACAAGGACUCUCUCUCCUCCGACCCAAUCGACCGCCGCUGCCUCGACACGGAGCCCAAAAUCCUCCACCUCCUCUCCGGCUGCCCUAACAUCCUCCGCCUCCACAACGUCUACGAGGACGCCACCUACAUCCACCUCGUCACCGAUCUCUGCGACGGCGGCGAUCUAUUCGACCGCAUCUCCUCCGUCGGCCGCUUCUCCGAGCCCGACGCCGCCGCCGUUCUGAAGCAAUUGACGUCGGCAAUCGCCUAUUGCCACCGAUUGGGGGUGGCGCACAGAGACAUCAAGCCGGACAACAUUCUUUUCGACUCUCGUGGAAAGCUGAAGCUCGCCGACUUUGGAUCCGCCGAAUUGUUCGGCGGCAUUUCCGAGAUGAGCGGCGUGGUGGGGACGCCGUACUACGUGGCGCCGGAGGUGCUGACGGGGAGGAGCUACGGCGAGAAGGUCGAUGUGUGGAGCGCUGGGGUAAUUCUGUACAUAAUGCUCGCCGGUGUGCCGCCGUUCUUCGGAGACGGUCCGGCGGAGACUUUCGAGGCGGUGCUGCGGGGUAAUUUGAGGUUUCCGACGAAGAUUUUCCGAUCGGUGUCGCCGGAGGCCAAGGAUCUGUUGAGGAAGAUGAUUUGUAGAGAUGUUUCCAGGAGACUAUCCGCUGAACAAGUUCUGAGGCACCCAUGGAUAAUAAAUGGAGGAGUGACGUCAUCAAUGGCGGAUUUCGCCUGAGAAUUAGUUAGAAUAAAAACAGAGUGCUAUUAUAUAUCUAUGUAAAUUAGGUGUUUGAUAGAUGGAUAAUCCUCUCUUUCCCCAUUACUUUUGUGUUAGUUUUUUUGUAAUCUGAGGUUUGAGGAAAUGAAGAAGGGAUGAUUAUUCUAAUUUUUCA